Messenger RNA from Metarhizium album ARSEF 1941, 1473 nucleotides. Its product is annotated as Histone-fold protein. Lineage: Eukaryota; Fungi; Ascomycota; Sordariomycetes; Hypocreales; Clavicipitaceae. Bases 1 to 1473 code for a protein of 490 amino acids. The record is from RefSeq and is a predicted model, not a curated record. Gene Ontology annotation, biological process: resolution of meiotic recombination intermediates; replication fork processing. Gene Ontology annotation, molecular function: chromatin binding; protein heterodimerization activity. The transcript has 3 exons. Gene Ontology annotation, cellular component: FANCM-MHF complex; Fanconi anaemia nuclear complex.
AUGGACUCCACCGAGUCGUCGCCCCCAACCGUAGAUUCUUCGCGUACCAAGACUCCCUCACGAACGCCUGCCGCAGCCCGAACCCCAAAUCCCCGUCGCGCCGUCAGCGCCGAUCCGCCCUCGUCACGUCGCUCUGUCCUUCAUACGCCGCUCGACCGUACCGCCUCCCGGGAACUUCUCAACUCCGUCCGACGCGGCGUCUCAGCAUCCGGCGGUCAUCGCAACAAUGCCCCGACGCCUCACGCCAAAGCCGCGCGCCAGGCCCUCCAUCAGCGCCGCAAUGCCCUUCUCACCCCGGGCAAGAUGAAGCGCCAAAGCCUGGUAGACCAGAGGGAAACCCCGAUGGGUCUCUUGGGACGUCUGGCUGGCGUGCUGGCCCCCGGCAGCAAGCCCAUAGUGUCGUCGUCCCCGCCGCAGGACAAGCGCUCGAGCUUCGCGCCAAUCCAAGAGGAAGAUGAUGACGAGGCCGACUUGCCCCGACCGCGUCUGUCGCUGCCAAUUGACCAGGAGGAGGAUGAAUCUGACUUGGUGCCACCGCGUUCCUCGGGCUUGGAAUCACAACACACAGAAAACACCCUCCCAGUUGUCGAAAAGCCUCGACGGGUGUAUGGCGAGCAGCCGAGCAGACUUUCCGCGCCAGACUUUGGCGCCGGCUUCGACAGUGAUGCCUUUGAUCCCAACGAGGUCACCACGGACAUGGGGAGAGUAUCGGAUUUCUUCCCUGGGACGUUGUUGGACAAUUUACGGGCUCAGGCGAUUGCGGGUGGCAAUCAAACAAUCAAUCGGAUCGACGAUGAGUCGAGGCGAAAUACAAUCAACAGGCGCGACAGUGAAUUCGGACUGCAAAUACCACCCGGCGCGGACGAAACGACCUUUAUGAUGUCGGAGCCGCCAGCAGAUGGCGGUGAUACGUCUCCGCUCGUGCGUGAAGCAUCCAUAGCUGGGACAGCGGCGAACCACGCCGCCAAUCAGGCUGGCAUCGGGGACGUCACGCUGACAGGACCCUCCGGUCCAGACGUCGACGACGACAAGAUGGUGGACAUUUACAAUGACCCUGAUCCGGUCCCAAUCACACAGGCGGAGCCGAGACGUGCGGAGGACAAUGAUGACGAGGACGAACUCGAGCCAUACGCGGAGGAAAUCGAGGACCGAUCUGCGGAUGAGGAGGGACCAGCCGAAGCGUCGUCGGUGGCAAACCCGCCGAGGGGGCUGUCAAAACCCAAAAAACGCCAACGGAGAGUGUCAAGGCAUGGCGUAGAAUACCCGGCGCUGCCGCCGACGUUUGUCAAAAGAGUAGCCCAGACAGCCCUCCAGUCCUCGGGGCUCAGUAACCCACGGAUAUCGGCCGAUACGCUGACGGCGCUGACCCAAGCGUCGGAGUGGUUCUUUGAGCAACUGGGGGAUGAUUUGGGUGCCUAUGCGAACCACGCAAAACGCAAGACCAUCGAGGAGAGCGACAUGGAUUACUUCUGA